AUGGAUAAUUUAUUAAAUAUAUUUUCAUGCAAAUUAUUCACCCAUUCAAAUCAUAAUUUUGAUCUUUCAUUAGAAUCAAAUAAUUCUUCUAAUAAUUUCCACAUUGAAUUAGAGCAGAUACCAGCAUUUCCGUUACGCAAACCGUAUGGUUUAUCAAGAUUACCAGAAGUAGCAUUAAGAAUAAAACCUCUUACACCUGAAGAUUUAGAAAAAUUACCGUCAAGAUUUCAACGUCAAAUUAUAUCCACUACACAUACAUCAGGUCAAGUAGUUGUUGAAACCGAAAAGCGACCAAUAUUUCAAUUCGAUCAUGUGUUUGGUCCGGAGGCUACACAAGAGGAGGUUUAUGAUAAAGCUGUUAUAAAUUUAUUAGAAAAAUUUUUGGAGGGUUAUAAUGUAACGAUCCUUGCCUAUGGUCAAACUUCUUCUGGAAAAACCUAUACGAUGGGCACAGCUGACAAUAAAUCUGUGCCAGUCGAGUCAAUGGGAAUAAUUCCUCGUACAAUGACAACUCUCUUCGAGAUGAUUAAUUCCAUUCAAUUUAAAUCACAUAAAACAGAAGUAAAAAUUUCAUUUGUUGAAAUUUAUAAUGAAGAUUUGAUUGAUCUUUUUGGUGAAGGUGAUAUAGAAGAGAGACCACAAAUCCAAAUUCGAGAAGAUGUGAAAGGGAAAAUUUAUUGGACGGGGCUAAAAGAGAUAAUGGUCACAAAUGUUCAUGAAAUUAUGGAACAAGUUGGGGAGACUGAUAUGAAUGCUAAAUCUUCUAGAUCUCAUGCAAUCUUUUCAGUAUCUAUAACACAAGAAAAAUAUAUUUCUCAUAACAAUUCAGGUCCGCCAUCCACACCACCUGGUUCUAGACCUGGAACACCCGCUACAUCUAAAUUUUCAAGUCGUCCUUCCUCAAGAGCUAAUUCUGCUUUAGGAAAAUUUGAUGACAAUGGUGAUUGGUUGAGGACUGUUAGUAAAUUUCAUUUUGUAGAUUUGGCUGGUAGUGAGAGGUUAAAACGUACUUCCGCAAACGGAGAGCGUGCAAAGGAAGGAAUUUCAAUAAAUUCAGGUCUUCUCGCAUUAGCGAACGUAAUUUCGGCUCUGGGCGAUCCAUCUAAAAUAAAACAUACGACACAUAUUCCAUAUAGAGAUUCAAAGCUUACUCGUCUUUUACAAGAUUCACUUGGUGGAAAUGCAACUACAUUAAUGAUUGCAUGUGUUUCACCUGCAGAAUUUAAUCUUAAUGAAACAAUGAAUACACUUAAAUAUGCAAAUAGAGCUCGCAACAUAAAGAAUAUAAGUACAGUGAAUCAAGAAGAAUAUGGUUGGAAUGAUGUUACACAUUUACAAAGUUUGGUGAUAAAACUUCGCGCAGAAACAACAGCUCUAAAAACGAUUAUUUCUCAUGGGCAACAACUUCAAUCUAGUGAUCAUGGAAGAGUUACACCAACUUUCUCAACGGGCCUUAAAAUUACUGGAACAACAGGGAGAAAGACUCCAACCGGUAUUCCAGCAGGGAGAAAGACUCCAACUCCAACUCUAACAGGUAUUCCAGGGAGAAAGACUCCAACUCCAACAGGUAUUCCGGGGAGAAAGACUCCAACAACUGGCAUUCCUGGAAGGAUUACACCUACUUCACCUACUUCUGGUAGAAUUAAAUCUUCCGGAAUUCCAAGUGCAGUAAAAAGUUCAUCGAGUGUUCCAAUGAAAAAUACUAAUAAUGGUAGAGAAACAACUAAUCGUAUGAGACCUUCUUCACCAUUAGCCACAUUCAGUCAUUUUAGCAAUCCAGAAUCGCAAAAGGAUAGAGAUAUCGAAAUCUUGCAAGAACAACUAUUGGAACUUAGUGACUCCUAUGUUGAAUUAUCUCAAAGAUAUGCUAAGACGUCCGCAGAAUUGGCAAUGCAUCAAGAUAAUUAUGAUGGAUUAGAGAAUAAUCCUAUUAUCGAAGAAUAUAAGGAGAUGGUUUCUUUACUCGAAGAUAGAUUAAAUCUGACUAGUUCAGCUUUGAUUCAAUCUGAAACUUUGUUAAAAGAAACCGAAGCCCGAGUUGAAGGAGAUAAAAGUACUAUUUUGAAGCUUCAAGAUAAUGUUAAAGAUCUUGAAUUACAACUUAAAAAAGAAGAAUUUGUUGCCCGUAUUAAAGCCUCUCGUGAUAAUUUCCCAGAAACAUUCAUUAGCGAAACCAUAAAAUUAUUGGAAGAACGUUUAAAAGAAAGAGAAGAAGCAUAUGAGAAAUUGGAAGAGAAAUAUCAAAAAGUCAGCAGCACAGAUGACAACAAAUCAGAAUUAUUACAAAUAAUCGAAGAACGAGAUCAGAGAAUUUCUCGAUUUGAAUCUAAUAUAAAUCUUCUAACUGAUGAAAUCGAAAACUUAAAGAAAUUAUCAGAUUCUAAGUCAAAUUCCACGAAUUCAGAUAAUAAGGACAUUCAAUCUCUUGAAAUAGAACUUUCCGAGUUGAAGAAAACGCACAGUGCAACUCUUGAUGAAUUGCAAAACCUUGAAUUGGGUAAUAUGGAUGAUGUAGACUCGGUUUCAUCCACACCUUUAACUCCAAUGACACCUGGAACUCCACAUAACGAACAAAAUAAAUCUGUGAGUUUUAAUCUUAUAAAUACAUUUUCCAAACCUUCUCAUAAAAAAUCAAAAUCGCUUCAAAUUUACACUAAUGGAGCUGACAAACGUGAUAUCAUACAUUCUUCAAUUGUUGAAAAAUUACAAUUUGAACUUCAGCUCUUUGAAUCAUUCCACAAAGAUAAAACGGAAAGUUUAAAUAACGUCAAGGAUGAAUUGGAAAAAUUGGAAAAGAAUCACCUAGAAACUCUUCAAGUUGUUGAUGAACUUCGUGAAGAAAUUAUAAGACGCGAUGCUGCGGUUAGACUUAAAAAGAAUAGCAAAAGUGCGUUAUUACGUUCAUCAUCACCCGAUUCGUAUAAUGAUGAUGGUAAAGUAAAUGAAAUUAAGGUUUUGAAAGAAGAAUUAGAACAACAAAAAGCAAUCUGCGUUGAAUAUGAGAAUGUUAUCCAACGUCUUGAGAACGAACUAAAGGAAGUAAAAGAAGCACAAGUUGUCGUUAAUUCUCGUUCUAUUAUUGAUGAUGAAGGUUCUUCCGCUGAUAAGCUUGAACAAUAUGCUGAUGAAAAUGUCAUAGCAUUAGAAGAUACAGUAAAGAAUCUUGAAGCCCAAUUAAGCAAAGCCAAAGAAGCCAGAAAUUCCCAAGAUUUAUCAAGUAUUUAUAUUAUUGAUCAUACCCUUAAAACGAUGAUCACUCUUCGAUCUAAUCUUUCCGAUAUACAGCAAGAACUAUACGAUAAUUCUAAAGAAUCCAAAAUUUUGGAAAACACAAAAGAAUUUAUAUCUAUGUUACAAACUCACCUUGAAACAAUUCGAUUAAAUAUUCAGACUAAAGAUGAAUUAAUUGAAUCCUUAAAAAGAGAUUCAUCUAAUCAAGAUGAUGAAUUAGACGAAAAAACGACAGAAAUUGAAAAUUUAAGAAAACGCUUGGAAGAAAUCAAGAAUCAAGAGAAUGAAACGAAGAAACAAAUUCAAUCUCUUCAAGCGUCAGAACAAUCUUUAGGAGAAGAAAUAAUAUCUCUUCAAGCAUCAGAAGAAUCUUUAAGACAAGAAAUAAUUAUUUUAAAAGAGACAGAAUCCCAACAAGGAAAUAUGAUUUCAAAAUUACAAACUCAAUUUCAAGAAACGAAAGAUGAAAAAGAUUCAAUAAUUAAUCAAUGGGAAACUAUGAAAGGAAAUUACCAAAAUCAAACGACGCUUGUUUCAAAACUUGAAGGUGAAUUAAAUUUGUCCCAAGAAAAUUAUGCAGAAAAUUUAAAAAAGAUAGAUGAACAAAAUGAUCAUGUAACUGAACUAGAGAGUAAACUUCAAGCUGUUGAAAAAGAAAAAGAUGAAUUUACGGAACUUAAUAAAGAACUUAAUAAUAUCAUAACAGAAAAAGAAAAAGCUAUUAAUGAAUUUACCAUCACAAUAAGUAAUUUACAAAAAGACCUUGAAGUGACUAAAAAUAACGAAAAUAUAUAUCUAGAAUCCAUUGAUAAUCUUUGUGAAAAAAUGUUUACUGUUGGUUCACAGGUUGAUGAAUCUAUAGCUUCAAGUGAUGAAUUAAACGAUUUAAACAUUAUUAUGAAGGACGUACAAACCGCAAAAACUGCAUUAUCACAAUGUGAAUUAUUGGUUUCCAAGAAAGGCGAACUAAUUACCAAAUUAAAAUUCGAACUUCAAGAUGCGAAAAAUUUAGAAUUAACACAAUCAAAAACCAUUAAGGAACUUCAAAAUGAAUUGGAAGAAAUUGAACGAAAACUUCAACAAGAGGCCUCAACUACAGUAGAAGCUGAUGUGGCUAAUUCCUUGACAAUAAAAGGAUUACGUUCUAAUAUUGAAAAAUUAUCAAAUGAAUUAGAAGCAGCUAAAGCUCAAGAGUCAACACAAUCAAUACUGAUUCGAGAAUUAGAAGACGCAUUAUCAAAGAAAGAGAACAGUUUAGAAGAAUUAAAUUCGUCAUUUAAUGAUUUACAAAUCGAACUCGAGAAAGCGAAAGAAAAAGAAGGUGAACAAGCAGAGCUUAUUCAAAGUUUAGAAUCAGAACUUCAAAAUACAAAGAAUAAUCUUAAUGAUGAAAUCUCCAAACUUAAGAUCAAUAAUGAAGAAAUUGAGACAAUUAAUCAGAGAUGCGUAAAUCUACAAAAUGAAGUUGAGAAUUCCAAGAAUGAAACUAUUCAACUUGAGAAAGAAAAGAAUGAUCAAAUUGAGAAAGUACAAACUGAAUUAAAUUUAUUAGCGGAUGAAUUCACAGAAGUUGCCGCUAAAUAUGAAGACUCUGAAGAGAUUUUAGCAGAAAGAAAUAAUAGAAUUGUAGAAUUAGAAUCCCUUCUAGAAAAAUCAAGACACCAAUCAAAUGAGUCAAAUGAGUUGAAUGAAUCAAAUGCGGUACGACAAGUGAAAUUAACAAAUGUUGAUACUGAUCAUGAAAAUUAUGAAGAGCUAUUAGAGGAAAAAAAUAAUAGAAUUGUAGAAUUAGAAUCUCUUCUAGAAAAAUCAAGACACCAAUUAAAUGAAUCAAAUGAGUCAAAUGAAUCAAAUGAUGUACGACAAGUGAAAUUAACAAAUGUUGAUUCUGAUCAUGAAAAUUAUGAAGGGCUAUUAGAGGAAAGAAAUAAUAGAAUUAAUUAUGAAGAGCAAUUAAAGGAAAGGAAUGAUAGAAUUACCGAAUUAGAAUCUCUUCUAGAAAAAACAAGACAACAGUUAAACGAGGAAAAAAUAAAAUUAACGGAUAUUUCCGCAAAAUAUGAAGGUUCUGAAGAGCUUUUAGAGGCAAGAAACAAUAAAAUUACCAAAUUAGAAUCCCUUCUGGAAGAGACAAGAAAUCAAUUAAGUAUGGAACAAGAAAAUGUAAAUAAACUUAAGACAACUGUUGAUGAGAAAAAGAAAGAGUACGAAAUUACAUUAGAGAAGGAAAGAAAAGCCAAGAGAACUUUAGAAUCGGUAAAUUCUAAACUUGAAGAAAAGCUUCUACUCUCGAAAAAGAGAAAAUGGUUUUGUGUUUAA
Diversispora eburnea is the source of this 5550-nucleotide messenger RNA. The record is from the annotation of a GenBank genome assembly. Lineage: Eukaryota; Fungi; Glomeromycota; Glomeromycetes; Diversisporales; Diversisporaceae.